This is a messenger RNA of Cynocephalus volans (Philippine flying lemur), 1829 nucleotides long. It is a transcript of the gene HMGN1, whose product is annotated as high mobility group nucleosome binding domain 1. Bases 1 to 1017 code for a protein of 338 amino acids. The transcript has 8 exons. Lineage: Eukaryota; Metazoa; Chordata; Mammalia; Dermoptera; Cynocephalidae. Gene Ontology annotation, molecular function: nucleosomal DNA binding. Gene Ontology annotation, cellular component: nucleus; chromatin. The record is from RefSeq and is a predicted model, not a curated record.
AUGCUAGGAACGAAGAAUCUAGAGUUAAAGACCGCAGGAACCUCGCAACCCGACGCCCGGCCGCCGCCAACCACCGCAAAUUUACCGCGCAAAAAAGCCCCGCGCUUGCGCAGUGGCGCCCCGCACCGAGCUCCUUCCCACGCCCUCCUGUGCGGCGCCUGCGCACCACGUCCCGCUUCUCCCAGGCCUGCGAAGCUGGGGACCCCAGAUAGCCUUUCUAGCCGACUCAGGUGGGAGACGUUUGCUCGCUCUUGCCCGGGCGGCCUCUGGGGCCCGCCCGCCCGCCCGCCUGGGUCGUGGGCCCCGCGAGACGGCGGCCGGGGGAGAGGGCUCCCGAGCGCGGGGGCGGGGCAGAGGGGUCGAGUGACGGUCGGCCUCACCUAUUCGGGACGCGGUCUGAAGCGCAGAGGGGUGGGCCCCGCAGCCAGUGGGCGGGGGCGGGCGGUGGCCCGGCCGGCGAGGAGGGGGAGCCCGCGGCCGGGGGACGCGGGGGGAGGAGGGGGCGGGCUCCCAAUCCGGUUCCAUCCGGUUCUCCCACCGCCCCCGCCGCGGGUCCUAGAAGCUCGGGCGGCGGGAGGAGCGGCAGCGGCCCAGCAGCCCAGCUUUGCGAAGGCUCUCGGCGCGCCGCGGCCCGCAGGCACCCGGCACGCGCCCUCCCCGCCGCCAGGAUGCCCAAGAGGAAGGUCAGCUCAGCCGAAGGGGCAGCGAAAGAGGAGCCCAAGAGGAGAUCAGCGAGGUUGUCAGCUAAACCUGCUCCUGCAAAAGUGGAAACGAAGCCAAAAAAGGCAGCAGCCAAGUGAGAGAGCCAAGCUGGGACUGAGGCCAGGAGAAACGGAGUGUGAUAAAUCUUCAGACAAAAAAGUACAAACAAAAGGGAAAAGGGGGGCAAAGGGAAAACAGGCCGAAGUGACUAACCAAGAAACUAAAGAAGAUUUACCUGCAGAAAAUGGAGAAACUAAAAACGAGGAGAGUCCAGCCUCUGAUGAAGCAGGAGAGAAAGAAGCCAAGUCUGAUUAAUAUCGUAUACCAAGUCUUAUCAGUGGUUCCUGUCACCCUUGUACAAUCCAGAGGAAUAUUUUUAUCAACUAUUUUGUAAAUGCAAGUUUUUUAGUAGUUCUAGAAACAUUUUUAAGAAGGAGGGAAUCCCACCUCAUCCCAUUUUUUAAGUGUAAAUGCUUUAUUUUAAGAGGUAAAAUCAUUCGCUGGUUGUUUAUUUUUUGGUACAGCCAGAAAAUAGUGGAAUAUUGAAUUAUUGGAGGCUUUGACUGUCCUGGGUGUCAGCCUAACAUUCCAUAGAUGGGGGUAGUUUUUAUAUCCUGUAAUACAAAGCAUACUAAAUGGCAAUUUGAAGUCACAGUCACAUAUUUACUGUGUCUUGAACAUUUAAAAUUAGUUCUAUUCCCAUGUUAUUUUUUAGUAGAAUUGUUUCUUGAAGACCGCUCCUUAAUCAUUGCUCUCCCUGUCAGAACUGUGUGCACUCUGUAACAUCUUUGGUCAUGGUAGUCUAGUUUUCCUAAUAGUUUUGUUAAUGUGUUGUGAAUGAUUGGAAAUUUGAUUAUGUAGUGUAUAUGAUAUUAAAUUGUGAACUGGUGGGACUUAUGUAACAGCUUACCAACAUCUGGAGAUACUGGUACUUGAUAUCCUCUUAAGGAAACUUUGCCUCCAAAUUUGAAGAUGGAAGGUCACUGGAAAAACUUUUAAAAAAAUCAUGAUAUGUGGCUUUUUAGAAUUUCGGUACAUAUGUUAAGAAUUGUGUACAAAUUGAAAUGUCUGUGAUGAUCCUCAACACAACCAAUAAAAUCUCAAUUAUGAAAGAAUGUUUUGAAGCA